This is a messenger RNA of Drosophila gunungcola (fruit fly), 678 nucleotides long. RefSeq names its product CCAAT/enhancer-binding protein homolog 2 (gene Irbp18). Gene Ontology annotation, molecular function: RNA polymerase II cis-regulatory region sequence-specific DNA binding; DNA-binding transcription factor activity, RNA polymerase II-specific. The record is from RefSeq and is a predicted model, not a curated record. NCBI's taxonomy places the organism in Eukaryota, Metazoa, Arthropoda, Insecta, Diptera, Drosophilidae. Gene Ontology annotation, biological process: DNA-templated transcription; regulation of transcription by RNA polymerase II.
UUGCUGCAUUUUUGCUAGUUUUAAAUCGAAUUUGAACUAAAUACAGAUCAAUAUUAUCACGGAGAGAAUGCCAGCCAAAAGAAGAACUGCAAAUGCGGCGUCAACCAGCAAAAACGGCGAUUCCCCAUUAAGUCCGCGGGCAGACGAUCCAGCGUACCAAGAAAAAAGAAAGAAAAACAAUGAGGCUGUACAGCGCACUCGUGAGAAGACCAAGAAAUCGGCUGAGGAACGGAAAAAACGCAUCGACGAUUUACGAAAGGAGAACGCCGCUUUAAAAGUGAAGAUAGAGCAGGGCGAAAAACAUAUAUCCACUCUGAGGGAUCUGAUAAUCUCGGGCGAGAAAACUGAGGACGGACACCGCAUUAUCCAAGAGAUUCUCGCUGGCCCGGAUCCAGAUGACAAUGACUAACGAGGAGCUGCUCUUGAUUUAUUUUAUAAUAUUUACCUACUUUUAAGCUGGAUUAACUAAAUCUAACCAUGUUAGUUUUAACUAUUCAAACAAAUCGGUGCAAUCGCUCGAAUUCUAUCACCUACUUAUGAUCAGAAUUUCCAUUCUUUUCCACUUUGUCACAAAGUGUAAGUUAUCAAAAUGACAAAUGCAAGAUUAAAAUUAAUUCGAACAAGAACAAAAACAUGUUAAAAUCUAAUCUAAUUACAUUAAAUAAAGAACUUACCUAU